UCAAUUAACCCAGGAAACGCAGGAGAGCGGCUGCUAGGUAGCUCUCCCACCCCUCUAUUUCAUCACGCCCCCCACCAGGCCUCUCACCUUUUCUUUCUCUUCUCUGAUACCCACUUUUUACAACCCGGCAGCAAGCACUGCCUGCUUUUUCCCAGCCUCUUUGCACUCUUCAUCUUCCCCCACCAAAUUUUUCCUUUCCUUCACUGCAGCUCGCACCUACGCGUCCGCGCCCAAGAAGAAAAAAAUGCCUCCCAAGAAGCAGGUCAAAGAGGAGAAGCUCCCGCUCGGCAGGCCAGGAAACAACUUGAAGACUGGUAUCGUUGGCCUAGCAAACGUCGGCAAGUCGACCCUCUUCCAAGCCAUCACCAAGUGCUCCCUUGGUAACCCCGCCAACUUCCCAUAUGCCACAAUCGACCCAGAAGAGUCGCGCGUCAUUGUCCCAGAUGAGCGCUUCGACUGGCUAGUACAGCACUACAAGCCCAAGUCGGUCGUACCUGCCCACUUGACCAUCUACGAUAUUGCUGGUCUCACGCGCGGUGCUUCGACCGGUGCUGGUCUCGGUAACGCCUUCUUGUCGCACAUUCGCGCCGUCGAUGCCAUCUUCCAAGUCGUCCGGUGCUUCGACGAUGCCGAGAUUAUCCACGUUGAGGGUGACGUCGACCCUAUCCGUGACUUGGACAUUAUCGCCGAGGAGCUGCGCCUGAAGGACAUUGAGUUCACCGAGAAGGCACACGCCGCGCUUGUCAAAGAGACAAGGAGAGGCGGUCAGAGUCUGGAGAUGAAGAAGCUCAAGGAGGAGCAAGCCACAGUUGAGAAGGUCCUCGAGAUGCUCAAAGACGGCAAGGAUGUCCGGAAGGGCAACUGGUCGCCAAAGGAGGUCGAGCACAUCAACCCUCUCUUCCUCCUCUCUGCCAAGCCCGUCGUCACUCUUGUCAACCUCAGCGAGAAGGACUACAUCCGCCAGAAGAACAAGCAUCUCCCCAAGAUCGCCGAAUGGGUCAAGACCAACGCCCCCGGUGACCCAAUCAUCCCCAUCUCUGUGCAGCUCGAGGAGCGCAUCGCGGUUAUGUCCGACGAGGAGGCCGCCGAAGAGCUCAAGAACCUUGGUACCAAGUCGGCGCUGCCCAAGGCCAUCCAGGUCAUGCGCAAGGCCCUUCAGCUUGGUAGCUUCUUCACAACCGGUACCGACGAAGUCCGACAAUGGACAAUAAGGACUGGCACCAAGGCGCCACAAGCUGCUGGUGUCAUUCACGGUGACUUCGAGAAGACCUUCAUCCAGGCCGUCGUGUACAACUACAAGACGCUGCUGGAAGAGGGUGAUGAAGCCACUUGCAAGGCAAAGGGCAAGAUCAUGACCAAGGGCAAGGAUUACGUUGUCGAGGAUGGUGAUAUUCUCCUCAUCAAGGCUGGUGCCGCGAAGGCAUAGACAGCUUGAUGAGUCUUGGCCAUGUGUGUAUGUGUUUAUGAUCUAAAUGCGCGUCUUAUGAUGAGCUAUAUGAAAAGCAGCUAGACUGCACUGAAUGAAUGAGAAUAAACAUGAUCACGAACAAA
Alternaria rosae is the source of this 1551-nucleotide messenger RNA. RefSeq names its product P-loop containing nucleoside triphosphate hydrolase protein. Gene Ontology annotation, molecular function: ATP binding; GTP binding; ATP hydrolysis activity. The record is from RefSeq and is a predicted model, not a curated record. Lineage: Eukaryota; Fungi; Ascomycota; Dothideomycetes; Pleosporales; Pleosporaceae. The transcript is spliced from 3 exons. Bases 245 to 1426 code for a protein of 393 amino acids. Gene Ontology annotation, cellular component: cytoplasm.